AGAAAAUUUAAUUCGUAGCAACGCUAACUUUAUUUUUGUCAAGUAUGUUUCUUAGUCAAAUUUCAGGAUGAAUGGGAAAAGGUCCGUAAUGGCCUCAGAGGCCCAGUUCCACUACAACGAAAGAACGAAAUUCGCCGCAACAGGAAGUCUGAAAAAUGUUACAAUAACAUUCUAUGAAAGAAAUGUUGCUUCCUGAACUGGCAAGAUAUAUAGUCAGAUAUGAUUUUGUAUUUUACCGCACGGAGAUAAUAAAGAUAAAUUCGAAGAUAAGUUCAAAGAAAAGUUCAAAAAAGAUUAAAGAUAAGUUCAAAGAAAGAUAAGUUUUCUGAUUCCACAUUGGUUGACAUCGUAUUAUUUCACAUCCAUGGAAUGAUAGAACUGAAAGGAAAAUCGAAACUUAAAGAUGCAAAAUUGUAGAAUGAUAAAACAAAAAAUGCAUGGCAACACUGUUGAUUUCCAUCACUUUCGUGCAGUCAUAAGAACUUUAAAGAUCUAGAUUGGAUUCGUGUUCUCAUUGCAGAUCUGAAGUUUUUAAUUCAGGUUAUCUUUUGUUUAAAUCAGAAACUUGUCAAUACGCCAAGAAUUAUAUUAUGAGGCUCUGCAAUACUAAAGGAAUUUAAUUCGUAUUUGAAUUUGACCACCUCGUUGACCAAAAUGCCCCUUGGAGCUAUAGGUGCAAUGAAAGGAACGAUGGUUGUUGCGAGCCAAGAUAGGAAUGGCCCGGAGAAAUUACCUGGUGAAGGUGGAAAAGGUGAAUCCUUUGAAAUGCCAUCCUUGAAAUCUUUUGGCAAUCAAAAAGAUAAACUAAUGAGGAGGUUCGUGAAACAAGAAGACGAAAAAGGAUUUAUGAAACAGGAUGAACUCGGAGCAGGUGAUUUCUUUGGUGGUGAGCUUCCAGACCAGAAACACAAACAAAGCAAGGCUUUCUCGUUUUUCCCAGAACCCAACUGUCCCUGCUGCAAGAAUAUGUCCAAGCGGUACCUCGUCGCCAGUCUCUGUUCACUAGGAUUUGUCAUAAGUUUCGGCAUUCGUUGUAACUUGGGAGUAGCCGUCAUGGCCAUGGUGUCCAAUAGUACGUCAAACCCUAAACCAGAAUUCAACUGGUCAGCCGGUACAUUAGGUGUUAUAGAUUCAUCAUUCUUCUGGGGAUACCUGAUCACCCAAAUUCCUGGUGGAUUCCUUGCUACAAUGUACCCAGCUAACAGGGUAUUCGGCACAGCCAUUGCUGUUUCAUCGUGUUUGAACAUGUUGUUGCCGGGAGCAGCAAGAGUUGGUCCUGGAUUAGUUAUAGUAGUUAGAGUACUUCAAGGAUUGGUCGAGGGAGUAACAUAUCCUGCUUGUCAUGGCAUCUGGAGACACUGGGCUCCACCAAUGGAGAGGAGUCGGUUAGCCACUCUGGCGUUUUGCGGGUCAUACGCCGGUGCAGUAGUUGGAAUGCCUUUGUCAGGUUUCUUAACAGAACUAAUAGGCUGGCAAGCAUGUUUCUACUUUUAUGGCGCUUUUGGGAUAAUCUGGUACGUAUUCUGGAUGUGGCUGUCCUUUGAGAGACCCUCUACACACCCGACCAUCACUCAAGCAGAGCUUAUUUACAUCGAGAACAGCAUAGGAAAAGUUUCCAGCACCCUUCCUACGUUAAGAACAACUCCUUGGAAAAGUAUAUUUACUUCCAUGCCAGUCUAUGCAAUCGUUGUCGCCAAUUUCUGCCGAAGUUGGACAUUCUAUAUGUUACUAUUAUCCCAGCCGACUUAUCUCAAGCAGGUCUUCCACUUCGACAUUGAUCAGUCAGGUGUGUUGGGAGCUCUACCCCAUCUCGUGAUGACCAUGAUAGUUCCAGUAGGUGGUCAUCUAGCGGACACACUGCGAAGAAGAGAAAUCUUGACAACAACAGCCGUUAGAAAAAUUUUUAAUUGUGGUGGUUUUGGAUUAGAGGCAACUUUCAUGAUAGUCGUAGCCUAUACAAGAAGUGCUCUUACUGCAACUAUUGCUCUGGUUUUGGCAGUAGGUUUCAGUGGAUUUGCAAUAUCAGGUUUCAAUGUCAACCAUCUAGACAUUGCUCCUCGUUACGCAAGUAUCCUGAUGGGAAUUUCAAACGGAUUCGGAACACUAUCGGGCAUGAUAUGCCCCAUUGUUGUGGAACUAGUCACUCAAGACGAGACUGCAGAUGAAUGGCAGAAAGUAUUCCUCAUCGCAAGUAGUAUUCACUUUGCUGGUGUCAUCUUCUACGCCCUAUUUGCAUCGGGUGAAAAGCAACCGUGGGCUGAGCCACCAGAAGACGAGGAAGGUCCAUCGUGGAAUCCAUUGGCAGAGGCCUUUAACAGUGACGGAUCAGGAGUCAUUAAGCAGAAUGGAGGUCCACCAGCCUUUUCCUCAGACACAGCCACAACAGCACUGACCGGUGAUCAACCACCCCCAUCUUACGGGGCCACUGUGACCGACUAUUACCAACAGCCUCCUCUUUAUGAAACUCAGCAGGAAAUGGUGCAGCAACCAUCAACAGAUAGGUAUAUGCAUGGUGGAAUUGAUGAUCGCGAGUACUAGACAUUUUUUGCUAAGUGAAACGUUUAUUUAUUUCAUGGACGGUUCUUUGUUAUGCCGCCAAAAGAGACACACUUAUACUGGGAAACGAAAAGCCAAAAGCAAUAUCGUAAUCAACGAGUGUUGGUUCAUUGAUGAGACAUAUGUAAAUAGCAUUUCUAAUCUGUGACUGUUUAUCAACAAAAUUUAAAAAAAAGGGCUUAAUUUGUUGAUGUCUUAA
Molecule: messenger RNA, 2755 nt
Organism: Parasteatoda tepidariorum (common house spider)
Lineage: Eukaryota; Metazoa; Arthropoda; Arachnida; Araneae; Theridiidae
Product: vesicular glutamate transporter 1
Biological process (GO): synaptic transmission, glutamatergic; transmembrane transport; neurotransmitter loading into synaptic vesicle
Cellular component (GO): excitatory synapse; synaptic vesicle membrane
Molecular function (GO): neurotransmitter transmembrane transporter activity; L-glutamate transmembrane transporter activity
Source: RefSeq, a predicted model, not a curated record